This is a messenger RNA of Cylicocyclus nassatus, 403 nucleotides long. The record is from the annotation of a GenBank genome assembly. Lineage: Eukaryota; Metazoa; Nematoda; Chromadorea; Rhabditida; Strongylidae.
UCAGAAGCUUGACACUGCGUUUGAUAAUCUUAUCUAAAAGCACUAAAAAAGCGUGCAAGUUUUAUGUCAACUUCACCUUUCGAAGAUGCCUCUCGCUAUCGCUCUUGUGAUACUUGCUGCUGGAUCUGUAACUUCUUUCCUAGAAUGCUUUAACACGGAUAUGGAAAGCAGACCUUGCCAUCCGAUGCAGCUAUGGUGCGUAAAAUGGGAGAAUGGUACUACUGUCAGUCGCGGAUGCGCCGAUGUCGUAAUUUGCCCUGAUGAGGAGGAAGGGUGUUUUCCGGAGCACAGUAAGGAAUCGGCGGUGAGAUGGUGUUGCUGUAACACAAACCUCUGCAAUCUCUCACCGAGUUCCAAAUCGUUGUAUUUAGUGUUUGCUAUUAUUGUAAUAUUGCUCGCAUGA